UAUAACCUCCACAACACAACACCAUCACAAAUGUCAAUAAUGGAAAUGUGUUGAAUUCAACUUAUUUUAUUCACAAAUUAAUGUUAUUGCAGUUUGAAACAACGGAAAGAUUAUUUUUUUGAAGUUCAACGAAACGUCUUCAAGAUGGGCAGGAAAAAAGAUGUUUAUGCCCACCUAACAGCCGCUGAGAAAAAAGUAAUAACAAUAGCAGAAAUCAUUCAAGAAUUGAUAAAAGGUUUGAAAGAGAAGAAAAAAAUCAACUUGAAUUCACUAAAGAACCAGAUAUCUUCCAAAUAUGGGUUGAAAAGUGCCCCUAAGUUAGUUGAUAUCAUAGCAGCUGUCCCCCAAGGACAUCGUAAAUAUUUGAUCCCAAAACUUAUGGCUAAACCUAUCAGAACAGCUAGUGGUAUUGCAGUCGUAGCUGUAAUGUGUAAGCCCCAUAGAUGCCCACAUAUAAAUUUCACUGGAAAUAUAUGUGUUUAUUGUCCUGGUGGUCCUGAUUCAGAUUUUGAAUACUCAACUCAAAGUUACACAGGCUAUGAACCGACAUCAAUGAGAGCCAUUCGUGCUAGAUAUGACCCAUAUUUACAAACAAGACAUAGAGUGGACCAGCUGAAACAGCUUGGACACACUGUCGAUAAAGUGGAAUUUAUUGUUAUGGGCGGAACUUUCAUGAGCUUAUCACAAAAUUACAGAGAUUAUUUUAUAAGAAAUUUGCAUGAUGCUUUAUCUGGCCACAAAAGUUCUAGUGUGGAGGAAGCUGUUAAAUAUUCUGAAAGAGCAAAAUCUAAAUGUAUAGGAAUUACAAUUGAAACGAGGCCAGACUAUUGUUUGGAAAGGCACUUGUCAGAUAUGCUGAGCUAUGGAUGUACUAGACUUGAAAUUGGUGUACAAUCAAUAUAUGAGGAUGUAGCUCGAGAUACUAAUCGUGGACAUACUGUAAAAGCAGUUUGUGAAACAUUCAAAUUGGCUAAAGAUGCUGGAUUCAAGGUUGUGGCCCAUAUGAUGCCAGAUCUUCCAAAUGUUGGACUUGAGAGGGAUUACAUUCAAUUUAGGGAAUUCUUUGAAGAUCCAGAUUUCAGAACAGAUGGUUUAAAGAUUUAUCCAACUUUGGUCAUACGUGGCACUGGUUUAUAUGAACUAUGGAAGACGGGAAGGUAUAAGAGUUAUCCUCCCUCUGUUUUGGUUGAUCUGAUUGCAUAUAUUCUUGCACAUAUUCCUCCAUGGACGAGGGUCUACAGGGUUCAGAGAGACAUACCAAUGCCCCUUGUAAGUUCUGGUGUGGAGCAUGGAAAUUUGCGAGAAUUGGCACUAAACCGAAUGAAGGACCUAGGAUACAAAUGCAGAGAUGUGAGGACUAGAGAAGUAGGUAUUGCGGAAAUACACGAAAAAAAGCGUCCUUUCAACGUAGAAUUCAUUAGAAGAGACUAUUAUGCAAAUGGAGGAAAAGAGUCGUUUUUGAGUUAUGAGGAUCCUUAUGAAGAUAUUCUUAUAGGACUGCUCAGGUUGAGGAAAUGCUCUGAGGCUACAACAUUCAGAGAAGAACUAAAAGGUGGAUGUUCCAUGGUUAGAGAACUUCAUGUUUAUGGUAGUGUGGUACCUGUUCAUGGACAUGAUAAUGAAAAAUUUCAACAUCAAGGUUAUGGUGCAUUGUUGAUGGAGCAAGCUGAGAUAAUAGCAAAAUCUGAGCAUGGAUCUAAGAAGAUAGCUGUUAUUUCAGGUGUUGGAACAAGAAACUAUUACCGGAAAUUGGGUUAUGAAUUGGAAGGUCCCUACAUGGUGAAAAGUUUGUUAGAGGAAAACUAUAAAUCUGCUUUGGAUUGUUAUGAUGGUAAUGAUUCUGAUAAAGUACCAAAUUCAGCACCACCACCAAAAAUACUCAGUGAUGCAGAAUGGUUGGAACAGUAUGCUCUUGAGCGAGGAUUAAGAAAAGAACCAAUUGCUGAGUUGCCGCUUCCAGGAAAAUUUACCACAUUAGAAGAUAUUCCUGACUAUCUUCAUAAUGAUCCAAAUAUAAAAAUUGUCAGUGGAACUUUGUAGAUUAACUAUAAUAGAUACAAAAUAGCCUCAAUAAGUCCCUAAAUGUAAAUAAUAACUGUAAUUGGUAUUCAGAUUCAUCGUUGUUUACAAAAUAAAAGAUCCACGUUA
This is a messenger RNA of Coccinella septempunctata (seven-spotted ladybird), 2148 nucleotides long. RefSeq names its product elongator complex protein 3 (gene Elp3). The transcript has 9 exons. Gene Ontology annotation, molecular function: iron-sulfur cluster binding; acyltransferase activity, transferring groups other than amino-acyl groups. Gene Ontology annotation, cellular component: nucleus; elongator holoenzyme complex; cytoplasm. Gene Ontology annotation, biological process: tRNA wobble base 5-methoxycarbonylmethyl-2-thiouridinylation. Bases 145 to 2040 code for a protein of 631 amino acids. Lineage: Eukaryota; Metazoa; Arthropoda; Insecta; Coleoptera; Coccinellidae. The record is from RefSeq and is a predicted model, not a curated record.